Molecule: messenger RNA, 1016 nt
Organism: Acanthaster planci (crown-of-thorns starfish)
Lineage: Eukaryota; Metazoa; Echinodermata; Asteroidea; Valvatida; Acanthasteridae
Gene: bphl
Product: biphenyl hydrolase like
Molecular function (GO): serine hydrolase activity
Source: RefSeq, a predicted model, not a curated record
CAUCGACGUGACCGGACCGGAGGCCUAGGAACCAGGAGCAGCUGAAGAGGUCCAAUUAGGGAAAUGGCCUUUCCUUUCCUCUACUUCUCGUCAAAGUGUACGGGGUUGUCCACUCUUGUCAAGGCUGUUGAUGCGAGCAUGAGAAGAGUGGUGGCAAGAAACAUUGCCAGUGAGGGGAGCAAAGUGGCAGUGAACGGUGUUGAGCUACGCUAUGACCAGACUGGCAAGGGGAACCAUGCAGUGCUGCUUCUGCCAGGAGCUCUCGGAUCAGGUCGGGUGGACAUGAAACCACAGUUUGAGGGCCUGAGCAAGGACAAGUAUACGCUGGUGACCUUUGACCCCAGAGGUUACGGCAAGUCCCGACCUCCCGAUAGAGACUUCCCCUUGGAUUUCUUUCAUCGAGAUGGAAAGGAUGCUGCCAGCUUGAUGUCGGUUCUUGGGCACGAUCGUUACUCGGUUCUGGGCUGGAGUGACGGUGCCAUCACGGGCAUCAUAAUGGCAGCAACAUACCCUGAUCAUGUGCAGAAGCUCUUGGUGUGGGGAGGGAAUGCGUAUGUGACAAAAAAGGACUUGGACGCUUAUGAAGCAACCCGAGACAUCUGCAAGUGGAGCGAGCGGAUGCGGGCCCCGAUGGUGGAGUUGUACGACGAGGAAUACUUCCAGAAGCUGUGGAGCAGUUGGAUCGACAGCAUGCGCCAGAUCUGGAGCGAGAACCGCACAGAUCUGUGCAUGGCCGAUUGCCGGCGGAUUACGUGCCCAACGCUGAUCAUCCACGGAGAGAAGGAUUUCAUGGUGCCCAUUGAGCACGCUCAUUACCUGAACCAGAACAUCAGGGGAUCAAGGGUUUUGAUAAUGCCAGAGGGAAAGCACAACCUUCACAUGCGAUAUGCUGAGGAAUUCAACCAGCACGCCGAGAUCUUCCUUGACUCUUCUGCCAACCAGAAUAGUUUGUUGUAACAUGCAACUGAAAACCAUGUCAGAAAAACUACUAAUUUCUCGGCAACUGUGUUUAAGAA